AUGCAGGCCUCUGCCAGUGGGUGUUUGAGCCCGGUGGAGGUAGCUGCAUUGAAGGCACGGAAGCUAGAGCCGAUGAACCUGGCUUGGCGCGGAGGGAAGAAGGUACACACGGGAGCUGGAGCCCAUGAACCUGGCAUGGCGCGGAGGCAAGAAGGUAACUGGCUCUGUCACCCUGUUGAGACUCUCAAAACCCCUCUCUCUCUAAAUCCCCUCUCUCUCAAUCCCCUCUCUCUCUCAAUCCCCUCUCUCUCUCAAUCCCCUCUCUCUCUCAAUCCCCUCUCUCUCUCAAUCCCCUCUCUCUCUCUCAAUCCCCUCUCUCUCUCAAUCCCCUCUCUCUCUAAAUCCCCCUCAGAUGCAGCGCAUGCCAGCAAAUUGGGCCGGGGUACGCGGCGCAUGCCGGCAGCGGGCGGGCCGGGGUGUGGGCGGCACAAGCUGAGCUUCCAGCGGCUUGCAUUCGAGCCCUCCCUCUCCGCUGUUCUUGCCCGCGCCGCUGCUGCCACCGCUGUUGCUGCUGCUGCUCCUGAUGAGGAUGGUGAUGAUGGUGCUGCUCGUGCUUCUGCUGCUGCGGUUGCUGCUCGUGCUGGUGUUGCUUCUGCUGCUGCUGCUGCUGCUGCUGCUGCUGCUGCUGCUGCUGCUGCUGCUGCUGUGGGGGGAGGGCAAGAGAGAAGGAAGGGUGGAGGAGGGGAGGGUGCUGAAGGGUAUGCUGGUUUUGGGGAGCAGCAGCAGUGGGAGGAGCAUGAGGAGGGGAAGGAGGGGGGGGAGGAGGAUGAGGGGUUGGAGAGAGAAAGGGAGAUGCAGAGGCAACUGCUGCAACGGUUCCUGAUUAUGGAAGGGGAAGGGGCGGAGGCGGAGGGGGGGAAGGUGGAGGGGGGAGGGAUGGGCGUUGCGGGGAGCACAGGAGGUGCAACUGGUGUGGGCGGUGUGGGUGGUGUGAGUGGUGUGUUAGUUGGGGGCACGGAUGGUGCAGCAGAGGGUAAGUGGGGGCAGAAAUUAGCAGGGAUGAAAGGGGUAGAAGAGAAAGUUGGUAGGGAGAAAGGUGUAAAAGAGGUGGUGGUGGAAGGAAAAGUGUUUGGGGAGAAAGUGGUGGGGAGUGAGAAGAAGGAACAAGUUGAGAAGACAGGGGAGGGGGGGUCGCGAUGGGACAGGCUGUUUGCUGUUGCUUCGUGUGAUGUGGAGGAGGAGGAGGAGGAGGAGGAGGAGGAGGAGGAGGAGGAGGAGGAGGAGGAGGAGGAGGAGGAGGAGGAGGAGGAGGAGGAGGAGGAGGAGGAGGAGGAGGAGGAGGAGGAGGAGGAGGAGGAGGAGGAGGAUGAGGAUGAGGAGGAGGAGGAGGAGGAGGAGGAGGAGGAGGAGGAGGAGGAGGAGGAGGAGGAGGAGGAGGAGGAGGAGGAGGAGGAGGAGGAGGAGGAGGAGGAGGAGGAUGAAGGGGAGGAAGAGGAGGAAGAGGAGGAAGAGGAGGAAGAGGAGGAAGGGGGUGUAGAGGAGGGUAAUGGGGAAGAGGGGAAUGAGAGAUGGCAGAAAAAUUGGGGAAGGUCAAAUCUGGAGGGAGAGAGCAUGGAAGAGGAUAUAUUGGAAGAAGAUGAGUUGGAGAAGAGUGAGGAGGGUGAGGAGAGUGAGGAGGGUGAGGAGAGUGAGGAGGGUGAGGAAGAAGUAGGGGAGGAGGAGAAAGAAGUCAAGAGGAUAAAGGUAAUGAGAGCAGGAGAGGAGCGAGGGGAGGAGGAGAUGGAAAUGAAGGAGGGGGGUGCAGAGGAGGGGGAGGGGGAGGGGGAGGGAGUGGAGGGCGAGAUAGUGGAGGAGGGUGAGGGAGAGGAGGGAGAGAUAGAGGAGGAGGGUGAGGGGGAUGAGGAGGGAGAGAUAGAGGAGAAGGGGGGAGGAGAGGAGGAAGGUGAGGGAGAGGGAGAGAUAGAGGAGGAGGGUGAGGGGGAUGAGGAGGGAGAGAUAGAGGAGAAGGGGGGAGGAGAGGAGGAAGGUGAGGGAGAGGAAGAGGGGAAGGAAAAGUUGGAGGGCGAGGAAGAGGAGGCGGGCAUGGGAGAGGCAGAGAGUGAAGGAGAGGAGGAGGGUGAGGAGGGUGGAGCAGGGAGUGAGGAUAAGGGAGUAGAUGAAGGGGAGGAGGAGGAAGGUGAGGGGAGUGAGGAGGAGGAGGAGGAUGUGGAGGAAGGUGAGGAAGAAGGGGAGGAAGAGGAGACAUCAGGGGAGGGGGAAGAGGAAGAGGAGGAGGAGGAGGAGGAGGAGGAGGAGGAGGAGGAGGAGGAGGAGGAGGAGGAGGAGGAGGAGGAGGAGGAGGAGGAGGAGGAGGAGGAGGAGGAGGAGGAGGAGGAGGAGGAAGGGGAAGGCAAGGGGAGUGAUAAGAGCACAAGAAAGGGGGCAGAAGUGCCUUCGUGGGACAGUCUAUUUGCUUUGGCUGCUGGGGAGGGUCUUGGAGCUGGGGAGGGGAAGGGGAAGGAAGAUGGGAGGAAGGGCUCUGUGACAGAUGGUGGUGUCAGUGGUGGGGGAGGGAAGAGGAAAGGGGCAUUGGAGGGGCCUAGUGAGGGGGGGAAAGGGGGAAAGCGCCAGAAGACAGAAGGGCUGGAAGCAAAGCCAGCUAGUGAUGGUGCUGGCAGUGCUGCUGCUGCUGUUGGUGGUGGUGGUGGUGGCACUGGUGUUGCUGCUGCUAGUGCUGGUGGGGCUGCUGCCGAUGCAGCAGCAGCAGCAGCAGCGAGUGGGGGUUUGGCGGAGAGGCAGGAGCAAGUGGGCAGUGCGUGGGUGCAGAAGUUCACAUGGAAAUCGCUCACCAGUGCUGAUGGCAAACUCUCCUUCUCCCUCAAACCGGUUCUGGAGCUGGUAGCGCCUGUAACAACUGUAACAACUGGCUUCAAUGGUGCUGGUGCUGCUGGGGUUGGUCUUGGUGCUGCUGCUGGUGGUGGGAUUGCGGGGAGAGGGGACGGUGGGGGAAGAGGAUGGAGAGGGGGGAGAGGAGGGUUGUUUGGGAGGGGGAGGGGAAUGGGUGGAAGGGGAGGAAGGUUGGAUGGGGGUGCAGGAGAGGGGGAGGGAGGAGGCUCAUCUGGGGGAGGUAUACCUGACCUGUUGGCUUUGGAGGAAGCGAGAGGGGCAGGUGAUAUGGAGAAGCUUCUGAUGGACAUGGGAGGAAGCUUCCUCAAGUGGGAGGCGGAGGAGGGGAAGUGGAACCGCAAGAAGAAUGAGCUGCGGCUGGAGUUGAAGCGGCAGCAGAAGUUUGCUCUGAGGAAGAUGAUGAAGUGA
Molecule: messenger RNA, 3234 nt
Organism: Closterium sp. NIES-65
Lineage: Eukaryota; Viridiplantae; Streptophyta; Zygnematophyceae; Desmidiales; Closteriaceae
Source: the annotation of a GenBank genome assembly